Apodemus sylvaticus (European woodmouse) is the source of this 2763-nucleotide messenger RNA. It is a transcript of the gene Tpo, whose product is annotated as thyroid peroxidase. Bases 1 to 2763 code for a protein of 920 amino acids. NCBI's taxonomy places the organism in Eukaryota, Metazoa, Chordata, Mammalia, Rodentia, Muridae. Gene Ontology annotation, biological process: thyroid hormone generation; response to oxidative stress. Gene Ontology annotation, cellular component: membrane. Gene Ontology annotation, molecular function: iodide peroxidase activity; calcium ion binding; heme binding. The transcript is spliced from 16 exons. The record is from RefSeq and is a predicted model, not a curated record.
AUGGGAAAACUUGGAGCUAUGACAAUAAUGCUGGUGGUAAUGGGAACUGGAAUUUUCCUCCCUUUUGUCCUGAGAAGCAAAGACACCUUAUGGAGAAAGACUAUGAAGUCACGUGUUAUCAGUGUUGUAGAAACGAGCCAGCUCAUGGUGGACAAUGCAGUCUACAACACCAUGAAAAGAAACCUCAAGAAAAGGGAAGUCCUUUCCCCAGCCCAGAUUCUCUCUUUCUCUAAGCUGCCAGAGUCCACCAGUGGGGCUAUUUCCCGAGCAGCAGAGAUCAUGGAAGCAUCAAUACAAGUCAUGAAACGUCAACAAUCACAGUUCUCCACGGAUGCCUUAUCAGCAGACAUCCUGAGCACAAUCGCCAACCUAUCAGGAUGCUUGCCUUUCAUGCUGCCACCAAGAUGUCCUGACACCUGCCUGGCAAAUAAGUACCGGCCCAUCACAGGGGCGUGCAACAACAGAGAUCACCCCAGAUGGGGAGCCUCCAACACAGCUCUAGCAAGAUGGCUGCCUCCUGUCUAUGAAGAUGGCUUCAGUCAGCCCAGAGGCUGGAACCCUAAUUUCUUAUACCACGGCUUCCCGCUGCCCCCGGUGCGGGAGGUGACAAGACACGUCAUUCAAGUUUCAAAUGAGGCUGUAACUGAAGAUGACCAGUACUCUGAUUUUCUGCCAGUGUGGGGACAGUACAUCGAUCAUGAUAUUGCUCUCACACCACAGAGCACCAGCACGGCAGCCUUCUGGGGAGGUGUCGAUUGCCAAAUGACUUGUGAGAACCAAAAUCCCUGCUUCCCCAUACAGCUUCCCUCAAACUCCUCAGGGACCACUGCAUGUCUACCUUUCUACCGCUCCUCAGCCGCCUGUGGCACUGGGGACCACAGAGCGCCCUUUGGCAACCUGUCUGCAGCCAAUCCGAGGCAGCAGAUGAAUGGUUUGACCUCCUUCCUUGAUGCUUCCACUGUGUAUGGAAGCUCCCCUGGCGUUGAGAAGCAGCUGCGCAACUGGAGCAGCUCUGAAGGGCUGCUGCGUGUCAACACUCUCCACCUAGACAAAGGGCGUGCCUAUCUGCCCUUUACAUCAGCAUCAGCCGCCUGCGCUCCCGAGCCUGGUGCCCCACGCGCCAACCGCACGCCCUGCUUCCUGGCUGGCGAUGGUCGCGCCAGCGAGGUCCCUGCCCUGGCAGCCGUGCACACUUUGUGGCUCCGCGAGCACAACCGCCUGGCUGCGACCUUCAAGGCCAUCAACACGCACUGGAGCGCCAACACUGCCUACCAGGAGGCACGCAAGGUGGUUGGGGCACUGCACCAGAUCAUCACCAUGAGGGAUUAUAUCCCCAAGAUCCUGGGUCCCGAUGCCUUCAGGCAAUAUGUGGGACCCUAUGAAGGCUACAAUCCCACCGUGAACCCUACCGUGUCCAACAUCUUCUCCACUGCUGCCUUCCGCUUUGGCCACGCCACAGUCCAUCCACUGGUGAGACGACUAAACACUGACUUCCAGGAGCACACAGAUCUCCCCAGCUUGCAGCUGCACGACGUCUUCUUCAGACCAUGGAGGCUUAUCCAGGAAGGUGGUUUGGAUCCAAUAGUGAGAGGCCUCCUGGCAAGACCAGCCAAACUGCAAGUACAGGAACAGCUGAUGAAUGAGGAGCUGACUGAGAAGCUCUUUGUGUUGUCUAACGUGGGCACCUUGGAUCUGGCAUCAUUAAACUUGCAGAGGGGCCGGGACCAUGGCUUACCAGGCUACAAUGAAUGGAGAGAGUUCUGUGGCUUGUCACGCCUGGAGACACCAGCUGAGCUGAACAAGGCCAUUACCAACAGAACCAUGGUCAACAAGAUAAUGGACUUAUACAAGCACGCCGACAACAUUGAUGUCUGGUUGGGAGGCCUGGCUGAAACGUUCUUGCCGGGGGCCCGCACUGGUCCUCUGUUUGCAUGUAUCAUUGGGAAGCAGAUGAAGGCUCUGAGGGAUGGGGACAGGUUUUGGUGGGAGAACAGCCAUGUCUUCACAGAUGCUCAGAGGCAGGAACUAGAAAAGCAUUCACUACCUCGGGUCAUCUGUGACAACACUGGCCUCACCAGAGUACCUGUGGAUGCCUUCCAUAUUGGAAAGUUCCCCCAAGACUUUGAGUCCUGUGAGGACAUCCCUAGCAUGGACCUCGAACUGUGGAGGGAGACCUUGCCACAAGAUGACAAAUGUGUCUUCCCAGAGAAGGUGGACAAUGGAAACUUUGUGCACUGUGAAGAAUCUGGGAAGCUGGUGCUGGUAUAUUCCUGUCUCCAUGGAUACAAGCUGCAAGGCCAGGAGCAGGUCACAUGUACCCAGAAUGGAUGGGACUCAGAGACUCCUGUCUGUAAAGAUGUUAAUGAGUGUGCAGAUCUGACACACCCACCUUGCCACCCCUCUGCAAAGUGCAAGAACACCAAGGGAGGCUUCCAGUGUGUGUGCACAGACCCCUAUGUGCUAGGUGAGGAUGAGAAGACCUGCGUAGAUUCUGGCAGGCUCCCUCGGGCAGCCUGGGUCUCCAUUGCACUGGGUGCGCUUCUCAUUGGUGGUUUGGCCAGUCUCACCUGGACUGUAAUUUGCAGGUGGACACAUGCUGCUAAGAAAUCCACAUUGCCGAUCACAGAGAGAGAUUCGCAAAUGACCACCCAGUCAGGAUUCAGAAAGAGUCAGGAGAGGGGGAUUUCACCACACAAGGCCACAGCUCAAGACACUGGACAGACUACAGAGGAAACAGCAGGUCUCCAAAAUAUUGUGGAUUAG